Diaporthe amygdali is the source of this 6567-nucleotide messenger RNA. RefSeq lists its product as uncharacterized. The transcript is spliced from 6 exons. Gene Ontology annotation, molecular function: 3-oxoacyl-[acyl-carrier-protein] synthase activity; fatty acid synthase activity; phosphopantetheine binding. NCBI's taxonomy places the organism in Eukaryota, Fungi, Ascomycota, Sordariomycetes, Diaporthales, Diaporthaceae. Gene Ontology annotation, biological process: secondary metabolite biosynthetic process; fatty acid biosynthetic process. Bases 1 to 6567 code for a protein of 2188 amino acids. The record is from RefSeq and is a predicted model, not a curated record.
AUGGAUCCCAAUAUGGUCAAGCUUUAUCUCUUUGGCGACCAGACCUAUGACGUCGGGCCUCACUUGAAGUCGCUACUGUUAGAGUCGCAUCACGGAAAUGUUCUUAUGACCGACUUCUUCCACAGAUGCUACAAUGCUCUCCGUGCGGAAAUUUACCGGCUACCUUUCCAGGAACGAGAAUCCCUUCCCAGAUUCACCUCUAUCGAAGACAUAAUUUUAUGGAGGACCACGUCGCCAGACGAGGCACGACACUGCGUCCCUCUCGACAUGUCCUUAACUUGCAUUUAUCAUAUUGCCGCCUUCAUCUCUCAAGUCAAACACGCAUAUCCAUCCCCGCAGAAGUGCCGCGUUCUGGGGCUAUGCACUGGUACUCUUGCAGCCGCGGCAAUUAGUUGCGCCCAAAGUCUGGAAGACCUGAUUCCUACGGCCGUGAUUGCUAUGAUAGUGGCCUUUCGGACGGGUGUGGCCGCUGCGAGUGGAGGCAAGCGUGCCACAAGUCUCGGUCAAUCAGACACCAGUUCCGGAUUUUCACGGUCUUGGUCUCUUGUUGCUGCCGGCCCCGCUGCCUCUCAAGCUGUAAAGAACUUUGGCGAGCAAAGUGCACUUCCAUUGACUGCCCGUCCGUUCAUCAGCGCCCAUGCACUGCAUGGUAUCACGGUCACUGGCCCACCUUCCUCACUCGCCAAACUAACUGCUUCUGAGGAGUUCACCAAGAUCAAAUACAAGGAUAUCCCCAUCUUUGCCCCUUAUCAUGCGAAUCUAUUGUUCUCCCAGGAGGACAUACGCGAGGUUCUGAAGGGUGCAUCCGGGCCAGAGCUGACCAGCCUUGCAAAGAUUCCAGUGCUCUCGCCUAGUAGUGGCCAAAUAUUGCAGGCCGAAGACUUCCAGUCACUUUUGCAGGCCGCCGUAAAAGGGAUUCUUCUCCAGGAGAUCAACUGGACCCAGAUCUUGAGCGGGAUACAGGCCGCUUUUGAAGACUUCGAAGGCUUGCAACUCGAGGUCGCCCCUAUCGGUACAGCCGCCGACCAGCUUAUCCACACCGGUCUUAAGCAAACCCCCUUAGGGCGUUCACUACUUACACUUCCACCGGGAUCGAAGCCGUCAUUCAAACAAGAGCCCUCCUUCUCACCUAGUCCUCCAAGGAGCUAUUCCGCGCCUGGAAAGCGCUCCAAGAUUGCGAUUAUCGGCAUGUCUGGUCGCUUUCCUGGUGCAAACAGCACCGAAGCAUUCUGGGACCUUCUUAGUGAAGGCCUUGACGUGCACAAAGAAGUCCCUCCACUCCACUGGAACAAGUCAACGCAUUUUGACCCCACGGGAAGGGGCAAAAACACCUCCGCCACACCCUAUGGCUGCUGGCUUGACGAUCCGGCUGCGUUUGAUGCGCGCUUCUUCAAUGUCAGCCCUCGCGAAGCACCGCAGAUCGAUCCUGCACAGCGCAUCGCGUUAAUGACGGCAUAUGAAGCCAUUGAGCAGGCAGGGAUUGUUCCUGACGCAACACCAUCGACGCGUAGAGAUCGCGUUGGUGUGUUCUAUGGGGUGACGAGUAAUGAUUGGAUGGAGACGAAUAGUGCGCAGAAGAUUGACACCUACUUUAUCCCCGGCGGUAAUAGGGCGUUCAUACCUGGCCGUAUCAACUACUUCUUUAAAUUCAGUGGGCCAAGCUACGCGAUCGAUACGGCUUGUUCAUCAAGUCUUGCAGCCAUUCAUACCGCCUGCAACUCUCUUUGGGCAGGGGACAUCGAUACAGCUAUCACAGGCGGCACAAACGUUCUGACAAAUCCAGACUUCACGGCUGGUCUUGAUAGAGGUUAUUUUCUCUCCAGAACAGGUAACUGCAAAACCUUCGAUGAUGCAGCAGAUGGCUAUUGCAGGGGUGAAGGUGUCGGGACCGUCAUUUUGAAACGGCUUGACGACGCUGUUGCGGACAAUGACCCGAUUCUUGGUUUGAUCCUUGGGGCUUAUACAAAUCACUCGGCCGAGGCCGACUCUAUUACUCGUCCACACUCUGGUGCUCAGAGGGCAAUGUUCAACAAGAUUCUGCAUAGCACUCAAGAUGUUGUCGAUCCAACAAGCAUCAGCUACAUUGAGAUGCACGGGACGGGAACACAAGCCGGAGACGCCUCCGAGAUGCAGAGCGUUCUAGAUACCUUUGCCCCGGCGGUAGGUGUUCGAAACAACAAGCAGCCUCUUUUCCUCGGGAGCGCCAAAGCCAACAUCGGCCACGGUGAAGCAGCGUCCGGUGUGUCGAGCCUUAUCAAAAUCAUGCUGAUGAUGCGAGAAAACAUGAUUCCCCCCCAUUGUGGAAUCAAGUCUAAGAUCAACCACAAGUUCCCAACAGACCUCACUGAGCGCAACGUCAGAAUUGCACGAGACGGUCCAGUUUCCUGGCAGAGAAGCAUUUCUGAGCCAAGGAGGGUCUUUGUGAACAACUUCAGCGCUGCCGGAGGAAACACAGCCCUAUUGAUAGAGGAUGCACCUCAUAGCGAUGAGAUGGAUGCCAUUGGGGAAAAGGAUACAAGGACAACUCACCUUGUCGCCAUCUCCGCAAAGAACGCCGCUUCUCUGCAGGGAAACCUCAACUCUAUGCUUCGCUUUAUUGACCAAAGGCCCGCCGCCUCAAUCAGCGACCUAUCAUACACAACCACGGCCCGGCGCAUUCAUCAUCCGCACCGUGUCAUGCUGGCAACAUCCUCCUUUGACGAUCUGCACCUUCAGAUACAAAGUGCAAUUCGGGACCAGGCCGGCGCCAAUCGACCAAAGGUUCACAAAAUGGUGUUUGCCUUUACAGGUCAAGGUGCUCAGUUCGCGGGCAUGGGUAAGGUCUAUCUGCACAAUUUCUCCGUCUUCCGCACCGAGAUCUAUCGACUUGACCAUCUUGGUCAAUGUCUUGGAUUUCCAUCAGUGAUUCCCGUGUUCGAAGCGGAUGAAUCGGAGAACAUUCUCGAGUCCUCGCCGGUAGCUGUCCAGCUUGCCAGCAUUUGUAUGCAAAUCGCUCUGACAAAGCUCCUAUCUUCCUGGAAUAUCUCCCCAACUGCGGUCGUUGGCCACAGCCUCGGCGAGUUUGCCGCACUGAACGCCGCGGGGGUGCUCUCUGAUGCGGACACAAUCUAUCUCGUGGGCAAGCGGGCGGAAAUGAUCCAGGAGAAAUGCUCUCAGGGCACACACUCAAUGCUUGUUGUCAGGGGCUCGGUGGGAGAGAUUGAGGCCGCUCUCCGUAUGGCAGAGACCAAAUAUGAGUUUGCUUGUGUCAACUCACCCUCGGAGACGGUCCUCGCUGGAAAAACAGCUGAUAUGGACAAGGUGGCGGAGGUCUUGGCUCGCUCUAGGAUCAGGACAACAAUACUUAAGGUCCCUUACGCCUUUCACUCAUCCCAGGUUGAGCCCAUUCUGGAGGACUUCGCCACCCUUGCUGAGGGUGCAACAUUUUCUGGGCCGCGUGUGCCGGUUAUCUGUCCUUCGACUGGAGUAGUUGCUUCGCCAACUGAUGUGGACUUGGUUUUCUGCGGGAAAUAUCUCGCUCAGCAUUGCCGCGAGCCCGUGAACAUGCUCAAGGCGCUCAACACCGCUCACGACGAUCGUGUCAUCACCAGCGAGACCGUUGUUCUAGAAGUAGGACCCCACCCAGCCAUCUCCGCCAUGGUGAAGGCAACACUAGGGUCUCAAAUCACAACUUUACCCAUGUCUCAACGGACCAGCUCCUCCAAGCAGUCAAAGUCUCCUUGGCAAGUGCUUACUGAAACACUCAGGAGACUAUACUGCGUGGGCACAGAUAUUCGUUGGACUGAGUAUCAUCGUGAUUUCGCGUCAGCACACAAAGUGGUUCCAUUGCCUGCUUAUAGCUGGGAUCUGAAGGACUACUGGAUCCAAUACGUGAACGACUGGUCACUCAGGAAAGGUGAUCCCCCACUCUUGAUCGGGGACUUUACCACCUCUCGUCUGGACAGCACGACCAUCCACAGGGUUGUGAGGGAGACUCCGGGUCCCACUGAGAACAACUUAAGCCUCGUGGUGGAGGCAGACAUUGCCAGGCCGGACCUCAAUCCCCUUGUCCAGGGACACAUGGUUGACAAUAUCCCCUUGUGCACGCCGUCAGUAUACGCUGAUAUCGCCCUUACCCUUGGAAAGUACCUCGUCGAGAAGUACCAACCACAGCUGUGUAAUGAGCAAUUGGUUGUCGAUGUCUCAGAUAUGACAAUUUCAAAGGCGUUGAUAGCGAAACCUAAGGGUCCGCAGCCGUUUCAGGCGCAGACCGAGGUGGACUGGCGCGCUAAAGAAGCUGCAUGUAAGUUUGUCUCCUUCGACAGCAAGGGACAGCCCCAGGAGCAUGCACGCUGCGUGAUUCGCUUCCAGGACAGGGCCUACCAGCAGAAGCUGCAAAAGGACUCCGUAAGGAUUAUGGAGAAGAUGCAGGCACUUCGCAAAGGUAUCGCAGCUGAGACAACGGCGAGAUUCAACCGAGCCAUGGUCUACCGGAUGAUCCGACCUCUGGCCCAGUUCCACGCGGACUACCGUGCAAUUGAUGAGUUCGUUCUUGACAGUCAUACUCUUGAAGCUUCUAGUCGGGUCAGUUUUGGAAGUGUAAAGCGAAACAAAGACGACAGGUUCCAUACGCAUCCGGCCAUCAUCGACGCACUGACACAAAGUUGCGGAUUCGUCAUGAAUUGCAAUGACGGCUGUGAUCUCGAUGUCGAAGUCUUCAUGAAUCACGGAUGGGGUUCGUUCCAAAUAUAUGAAGAGAUUCAAUUUGGAAAGGCAUACACUACUUAUACUCGCAUGCAUGAGGGUAAGGACAGGCUCUGGCAUGGAGAUGUUGCAGUCUUCGACGGUGACACGGUGGUCGCAUCGUUUCAGCAGCUUGCAAUUCAAGGUGUGCCGAGAAGGGUUCUACAGGUCAUUCUAUCUCUUGAAAGUGGCAAAAAGGCACAAAAGCCUCAGCUCACCUCCUCAGCGGGGCCAGCAGCGCUGGCGCCGACCAGUACAGCGACUCAAGUGCGGCCCAGCAAGGUCUCCUCUGCAUUGCAAAUAAUCUCGGAAGAAAGUGGCAUUUCGGUAUCAGAUCUGACCGACUCCAGUCUCUUCAGUGACCUGGGUGUCGAUUCUUUGUUAUCUUUGACUAUCACGGCGAGGUUUCGUGAGGAGCUGGAUGUCGAUAUUGACUCGACGUCAAUGGUUAUGGAAUUCCCAUCGAUUGGUGACCUGAAGAAGCUCUUCAAAGCGGAAGAGAACGAGAUCAUGCCAUAUCCGGACUUCAACAGACCUUCGGAAGAUAUUCGCAAUCCUUCUGUCGGGCGGGAUCUUGUCGUCGCACCAUCGUCUAAUGUGGUUGAACGUGCCCUUCACAUCAUCUCGGAGGAAAGCGGAGUCGCUAAGUCGGAUCUGACAGAUGAUACUCACUUCACAGACAGCGGCAUUGACUCACUUUUGUCACUUGUCAUUGUCAGUAGGUUCCGUGAUGAGCUCGAACUUGAGAUCGAUCAUGAGUCCUUGCUGAUGGAGUGCCCCACUGUCGCCGACCUGAAAUUGUACCUCCUUGGUGGUGGCUCCACACCAUCGGAUCAAGAGUCGACCGAUCAUACUAGGUCUCCAAGUGACAGCAGUAACACCCCAUCCAGCCCUGCUAGCGACCCGGAGGAAGAUGACGAGCUCAUCGAAGUCAAGCCCGAAGACCUUAGCCCAGAAUCUCGAAUUUUAGACCGAAGCUCUCUCCCAGAGGCCGUUGCAACCGCCAAAUCCACGUCACUCAUUAUCCAGGGCUCACAACGCACCUGUACGAAGACCCUGUUCCUCUUUCCCGAUGGUUCGGGAUCUGCGACUUCGUACGCUGGUAUACCACGCAUCUCUCCUGAUACCUGCGUCGUAGCAUUCAACUCGCCCUUUCUCAAAGAUCCAGAGUCCUUAAGAGCCUGCCCAUUGGAUCAUUUGAUCGAGGUCUACCUCACAGAGCUUCGUCGCCGACAGCCCUCUGGGCCAUAUCAUCUUGGAGGUUGGUCCGCAGGUGGAGUGCUGGCAUAUCGAAUGGCACAGUCCCUCGGAAUGCAAGGCGAAGAAGUGGCGAGCCUGACACUCAUUGACUCACCCUUGCCACUUAACGGGCUAGAUCGGCUUCCGAAGCAUUUUUACGACUUUUGCCGAUCGUUGCAUCUCUUCGGAGGCGGCCAACAUGGCAAACCAGCUAGCUCACGACAGCACACACACACGUUCACGGAUGCGGAGCACGACAAACUCAUCUCCCACUUCAAUGCGUCCAUUGACGUGCUGCACGAGUACCAUGCAACACCGUUGAGACGUGAAAAGUGCCCGAAGAAGGUGUCUAUCAUUUGGGCUCCCGACACCGUCACAGACCGCCCUGGCGUGAAGAAGAUGGAGCCACACCCCGAUGACACGGAAGGGAUGAAGUUCCUCACCGAGCGGCGGACUGAUUUUGGAGCAAACGGUUGGGACAAGCUGUUUCCCAGUAAAAACUGCGAGAUAAAUAUCAGGAGAGUUGAAGAUGCGCACCACUUUUCAAUGAUGCGUGAGCCAUAUGCCGCGGAGCUUGCGGCCCAUAUACGCGAGAAUCUGAUCUGA